This is a messenger RNA of Hydra vulgaris (swiftwater hydra), 2096 nucleotides long. RefSeq lists its product as uncharacterized. The record is from RefSeq and is a predicted model, not a curated record. NCBI's taxonomy places the organism in Eukaryota, Metazoa, Cnidaria, Hydrozoa, Anthoathecata, Hydridae.
UAACAACACUGAGUUGUAUUUUUUAGUUUUGUUUAGUUUGUUUAGUUAACAACAAUUAAAGUUGUAUUAAUUGGCACAGAAAAAUACGUUUUGUUUACUCAAAGCGUGAUUUCAUUUUGAAGAUAAAAUAGAAAUGGUAUUGUCAUAAUGAACAAAGUAUACCCUACACCAUUCCAAUGUCCAGCUUCAAUUGAGAAAGUUGAACAGCAUCAUACAUUAGAGGAUUUUGUUAUAUUUAAUGAUAAUGUUAUAAGUAACCAUAAAUGUCUAAAUGGAAAAAAAAUACCACAAACUCAGAAAAUCAAAGUAAAAAACAGUCAUGAUAAAAAUGUUGACAUGAUAACAAGAGCUUCUGUAAAUAUGAAUAGGAAGUAUGACAAAAUUCCUAAAACUAAAACUGCGUGGUCAGAAAUCGAAAUGAAUGAUCUUAGUGACAGUGGCAGUGCAUUGAGUGACGAUGGUUCUGCUGUUGAACCAUUGUUGUUUAAGAAAGAUGAUGAUGCUGUUGCAUUGUUAUUUAAGCAAGAUGAGUUAGUGGAAUUAAAUUUGCAAAAUUCUGAUAGUUUAAUGUUUUCUAAUUUUAAAUCCAACACAUCUUUAGAUAAUCAACCCUAUGUUCACAACUGUUUAUCUGAUUUUCAAACAGAAAAUUCAAAGCACAAUGAAAAUAAAACAAUUUUUCUUACAGAUAUUACAGGAAGAACUUACAAAAUGCCAGUUUUGCUAAUGGGUUCCAAUAGCAACACAAGCGAUCUUAACAAUAAAACAUUUGAUUCAAAUACAAACAAAUUUAAAAAAAUAAGUCAAACGUCUUCAUUAUCAAGAAGCAGUAUUGAAGUAGACGAGUUAUUCAUAAAAAAUUUAGACUUAUCAAUCCCUAAAAAUCAUAUAGAUAAAAUUUCGACUGAUGGCAAAGAUGCAACCAUUACUGGUUCUUUGGCCAUAGAUGUUAACUUGGGAGUUUGGACUUCAGAUAUUAAAAAGGAUAUAGAUAUUCAAAUAGAAAGCAAUGAUUGGAGCACAGAAAUUUCUGAAAUUUCAAAUGAUUUGUCAAAGUUGGAUUGGAAAACAACUUUAUUAGAGAUAUCUCAGUUUAACUCAAUAUUCGAUUGGCAAACCUCAAUUAAAAAUAUAAAAGAAGAUGAUGUAAACCACCACCACCUAUGGGUUUCAAAGUUUGCUGAUGGAAUAAAAAACACACAAAGUAAUGAUUGGACUACUGAAAUUAAAAAAAUUGAAAAGAUGCCAUCAAAUAACUCAUGGACCACAGUAAUUAAACCUAUAGAAAAACAUAAGUCUAAAGAAAACGAAUGGAUUACAAAGAUCAAUCCAAUAUCAAAAAACACAAACAAAGACUCAUGGAAAGUAAAUCUUCCAUCGAGACUAAAAUCAGUGUUUCGGAAAAGUGACUGGAAAAUGCAUACUUCAACUUGUAUAACUCAAGUUGCCAAAUGGGAACAUGAGCAAAACAAUAUUAAAAUUGAAAAUCAUCCAAAUGAUUGGAGUACAGCUUGUACAAGUAUUGAACCACGUAGUGAUUCAAGUAUAUGGAACUCAAAUUUAUCAUCUAUAGAACCCAUUGGUGAAGAUAAUAAGUGGAUUAUAAAAGUGAGUGAUCUGGAAAAAAAACAAGAGAAAGAUAUUUGGAAUAUGAACUUAACUGAAAUAGAAAAAAAUGAUAAAUGUUCUGAGUGGAAUUUUUAUGUAAAAGAUGUACCUAAUAAUGAAAAACAAUUAAGUGAUUGGCUAACUACUUUUAAAUCUAUUGACAAAGUUUUUCCUGAAGAAAAUUUGUGGCUAACAAUAAAGAAUGAUAUUUUGUCACCAAAUGAAUUUGAUUCUUGGAGCAGCACUUUUUACGAAACUGAUGUAACGGAUAUGAGCCGCAGUUCAUGGAAGUCUUCUGUUAAUGACGUUCUUAUUGAUAGCUCAAAUGACCAGUGGAAGGUUGAAAUUCCCCAAAUAAAGUACCAAUAACUGUGUGCAAAAACGAGUUGAUCCAACUAUCUAUCGAUUUUAAUCGCUUUUUUAUGUUGUUUGUAUUGUAUCGAGUAACUGUGUACCUUUACAAAUUAUUUUUUGUGUUAAUAUUUUUA